AUGGAGUACCCAGUGGGCAACAUCACCAAUGAGGACUUCCUGGCCAUGAUAGGCAAUGUCACGGGCCUGGCGGAGCCGACAGGGGGCGCCAAUGACACCCUCAUCAACGCCACCCUGUCGCCAAUCUCCACCACGAGCGCCGCCGCCAUUCCCGGCAUCUAUCCCAGCGGCUACACGAUAGCGCACAUCGUGUUCGCCUCCAUCGUGGUCACCAUCCUCAUGGUGAUCAUCGUGGUGGGCAACAUGCUGGUGAUCAUCGCCAUUGCCACGGAGAAAUCGCUGAAGAACAUCCAGAACUGGUUCAUUGCGUCACUCGCCGUGGCGGACUUCUUCCUCGGCCUCGUCAUCAUGCCCUUCUCGCUGGCCAACGAGCUCAUGGGCUACUGGAUCUUCGGCGCCUGGUGGUGCGACAUCCACUCCGCCAUGGACGUCCUCCUGUGCACAUCCAGCAUCAUGAAUCUGUGCCUGAUCUCCCUGGACAGGUACUGGAGCAUCACGAAGGCCGUGGAGUAUCUCAAGACCAGAACACCCGCGCGCGCCGCCAUCAUGAUCACCGCCGUGUGGAUAAUGUCCGGCCUCAUCUGCAUCCCACCGUUGCUGGGCUGGAAGGCCAAGCAGCCCGAAGGACCUUUGCCGCAGUGCCAGCUGAGCGAGGAUCUUGGCUAUGUGCUGUACUCAGCCCUUGGCUCCUUCUACAUCCCCAGCUGCAUCAUGGUGUUCGUGUACAUCAGGAUCUACUUCGCUGCGAAGCGGAGAGCGCGACGCGGCAUCAAGAAACCGCCUAGGAAGUCAGCCACGAAUGAGCAGGUGACCAGCUUCACGACCAGUCCAUGCAAAGCCGGGACACGUCCAAUGCCCUCAGUGCCUAGUACGGCGCCCAACACGCCGGUACAAACGCAGCCCGACCCGCCAAAGCUGCAGCCCUCGAUCGCGACGAUCGAGGCGCGCGCCAACGCGGCCAACUCGCCCUCCGUCAUGGCCAUCCCCAACAUCACGUGCGACUUCGCGUCGGACGUGUCCACGAGCGAGGCGUGCGACGCCGUGGAUCCCAACUACGGCAAGGACACCCUCAAGGUCAGCACGAUCGUGACGACGCACGCGCCGGGCAUUCGCGCCUCGUCAAAUGGCACGGCGUCCAACGACAUGCCGACCACGGUCGGCCGAUGCAGGGCCCUGUCCGUGGGCAUCGACACGGACAUGGUCAGUGAAUUCGAUCCGUCGAGCUCGGACUCGGGCGUGGUGAGUAGAUGUGCAGUUGUAAAACCACUUAAGAUGAAACUUUGUCAACCAAUUUUCGGGAAAAAGAACCACCGCAAGAAGGACCCGCAAAAGCACACCCAAAUUCACAUGCACAAGCCCUCCGUGGGCGCCAUGGAGCUGGAGCCGGCGAUACCCAAGAUCCAGAAGCAGCGCGAUCCGGAGAAGGAGAAGCGACGCAUCGCAAGGAAGAAGGAGAAGCGCGCCACGCUGAUUCUCGGCCUGAUCAUGGGCAGCUUCAUUGCCUGCUGGCUGCCCUUCUUCUUCCUCUACAUCCUCACGCCGCUGUGCACAAAGUGCCAAAUACCCGAGUCCGCCUUCGCCAUCGCCUUCUGGCUCGGCUACAUGAACUCCGCCCUCAAUCCCGCCAUCUACACCAUCUUCAACAAGGACUUCCGGCGCGCCUUCCGCCGCAUCCUCUUCAAGUGA
Phlebotomus argentipes is the source of this 1686-nucleotide messenger RNA. RefSeq names its product alpha-2A adrenergic receptor-like. Gene Ontology annotation, cellular component: membrane. The transcript is spliced from 3 exons. The coding region runs from base 1 to 1686 and encodes 561 amino acids. The record is from RefSeq and is a predicted model, not a curated record. Gene Ontology annotation, molecular function: G protein-coupled amine receptor activity. Lineage: Eukaryota; Metazoa; Arthropoda; Insecta; Diptera; Psychodidae. Gene Ontology annotation, biological process: adenylate cyclase-activating adrenergic receptor signaling pathway.